AUGUCUCCUCCCAUCGCCACUGGAAAGUCUGAAUCAGGAACCGCUCGUUUCCUCGGUAGUGCCAGCUCUGGUGUCUUGGAACUUCUCAUUUUCCACCCUGUUGAUACCGUUGCCAAGCGUCUUAUGAGCAACCAGACCAGAGUUUUCGGUGGUGGUAAGACCUUUGCUGAAAGCCAAGCUGCCUUGAGCAAGAUUGUUUUCAAGGAUGCUGCCAACGAAGCCUUCAUGAAGAAGUAUGCUUCCCUUUUCCCUGGUCUUGGUUUCGCUGCCGGCUACAAGGUCGCUCAACGUGUGUACAAGUUUGGUGGUCAACCUUUCGUCAAGGAUUACCUUAACACCCAUCACAAGAGCACCUUCACCUCGCUCUUUGGUGAGAAGACUGGCAAGACCAUUAUGCAUGCUACUGCUGGCAGUUUGGUCGGUAUUGGUGAGAUCGCACUUUUGCCUUUGGAUGUUUUGAAGAUCAAGCGUCAAACCAACCCUGAAGCAUUCCGUGGUCGUGGUUUCUUGACUAUCAUCAAGGAUGAGGGCAUGGGCUUGUAUCGUGGUGCUGGCUGGACCGCUGCUCGUAACGCCCCUGGUUCUUUUGCUCUCUUUGGUGGUUCUGCUUUUGUCAAGGAAUAUCUCUUCCAUCUUAACGAUUACAACCAGGCCACUUUCUUCCAAAACUUCUGUGCCUCCAUUGGUGGUGCCGUUGCUUCCAUCACUGUCGCUGCUCCUCUUGAUGUUGUCAAGACCCGUAUCCAGAACCGUAACUUUGAUAACCCCGAGUCUGGUUUGAACAUUAUCAAGGAUCUUAUCAAGAAGGAAGGUUUUGGUGGUUUCUUCAAGGGCUUGACUCCCAAGAUUUUGGUGGUUGGCCCCAAGUUGAUCUUCAGCUUUACCGUGGCACAGCAGUUGAUCCCCUUCUUCGACAAGUCCCUCAAGAACUAG
Messenger RNA from Lichtheimia ornata, 933 nucleotides. RefSeq lists its product as uncharacterized. The transcript has 6 exons. NCBI's taxonomy places the organism in Eukaryota, Fungi, Mucoromycota, Mucoromycetes, Mucorales, Lichtheimiaceae. Gene Ontology annotation, cellular component: mitochondrion. The coding region runs from base 1 to 933 and encodes 310 amino acids. The record is from RefSeq and is a predicted model, not a curated record. Gene Ontology annotation, molecular function: guanine nucleotide transmembrane transporter activity.